Messenger RNA from Helianthus annuus (common sunflower), 1180 nucleotides. RefSeq names its product (+)-neomenthol dehydrogenase. Bases 115 to 1047 code for a protein of 310 amino acids. NCBI's taxonomy places the organism in Eukaryota, Viridiplantae, Streptophyta, Magnoliopsida, Asterales, Asteraceae. Gene Ontology annotation, molecular function: oxidoreductase activity, acting on the CH-OH group of donors, NAD or NADP as acceptor. The transcript is spliced from 5 exons. Gene Ontology annotation, cellular component: membrane. The record is from RefSeq and is a predicted model, not a curated record.
AAUCAUAAUUGACUAAUAAAAACAAAAGCCAAGAUUAGGUUGAAUAUAUUUAUAAGAGCUUGUUGCUCCCUUCAUUUCUCAUUAUAAAUCCGGCCUGCUAACAAGUUAAUAUAUAUGGCAUCAAUAGGUGACAAGACUCGUGUUGCUUCAACCGAGCACAGGGUGGCGGUUGUGACCGGAGGAAACAAAGGUAUCGGGCUUGAGAUAUGUCGCCAGUUGGCCUCAAACGGGAUCACUGUCGUACUAGCCGCUAGAGAUGAGGGUCGGGGAUUGGAAGCUGCCGGCAAGCUCAAAGAUUCCGGGCUCUUGAAUGUUGUUUUUCAUCAACUCGAUAUUAAAGAUCCAACGAGUAUUUCUAGGUUCACCAAAUUCGUCGAAUCUCAAUUUGAGAAACUUGAUAUCUUGGUGAAUAACGCAGCUGAAAAUGGACUUAUUGUAAAUUAUGAUGAAUUUAGAGCCUUCAAAGAUGGAGCAGGAUAUGAGUAUGUGUAUGAUGAAAACGCACACAUUUUAGCGUCGAUGAUAGAGGAACCUUAUAAUUUGGGGGAAGAAUGUAUAAAGACGAAUUAUUAUGGAACUAAAGCAGUAACCGAAGCGUUACUCCCCCUUCUCCAACUCUCAAACACACCAAGAAUCGUCAAUGUUUCUUCAAACUAUGGAGAGCUACACUGGAUCAGCAAUGAGACGGUGAGAGCCGAGUUCUUAGAUAUCGACAACCUUACCGAAGAAAGGAUUGAUGGGAUCAUUCAAAGGUUUUUGAGGGAUUUCAAGGACAAUAAGUUGGUUGAGAACGGCUGGCCUCUAACGUGCGCUGCUUAUAAGAUUGCAAAAGCUUCACUUAAUGCUUACACAAGGCUAAUGGCGCGAAAGUAUAAUAAUAUUCUUGUCAACUGUGUCCAUCCGGGGUAUGUUAUAACCGAUAUCACAUCUCACACGGGACACUUGACCCCAGAAGAAGGCGCCAAAGCUCCUGUAAUGCUUGCGUUGUUACCUAACGAUGGUCCUUCGGGUGUCUACUUCAAUCAAAUGGAAAUAGCGUCGUUUUGAUCGACAAUGCUAUGAUGCUAUGUUACUUGAUCAUGUCAAAAUUAAUAAAUUUGUACUCUUGGUUCUAAAAAAUCACAAAGUGUUAGUUAUAUAUCUUAUAUAUAAAAUAAUUAAUUAUGACUUGCUUCCCUAA